UUCAUUUUUUCUGUCCUUUUACUCUCUUAUCUAUCAAAAGAGCUAUUCUUCACUCCUCUUUGUGUUCUUUUUCCUUUUCCUUUUUCUUUUCCCUUUCCCUUUCUUUCUUUUAAGACUUUUCUUUUUCUUUAUGUUUCCUGGAGAAAGUACUGUAUAUCAUCAGAAAGCAAUUUGUGUUCUUUGUUUCUUUUAGGAUUUGGUUUUGAAAGUUACCCAAAAUAGCAAGUCUGUGCUCUGUCAAGUGACUAAGAAAAGGCACUGUCUAGUGGUUUUUUUUUUGGUUCGCGGCAUCUUCCCUUUUUCUUUUAUCCUCUGCAACUUUUACCUACAGUUUUCUUUCUUUUCUUCUUUUACUUCGCUCCGUUCUCUCACAACUACUGGUUUUUGCCAUCGGGGUGCUUUCCGUACUGCUUGUUUAAGCGCACUAUUGUUUUUUUGGGGAUAACUUUCCUUGAAAUUUCUCGUGCUCUUAAGUACUUUUGAGUAAAACUUUUAACAGAUUAAUGGUGGGCUUCUCUUCAUUUCAAGCUUCUCAUUAACGUGUUCAUUGUUCAGCUUUCCUUUUUAGCCCUUUAUUCUCCUGGGGUCAAGUCUCAAAGGAAUCCCUUCUUUUCCCUCCGCUUUUAUUUGACUACCCUUCCCACUCUCUCUCAAUGAGACCAAGUGAUAGAAGUUGAAAACCUGCAAAUACACCAAUAAGGCAAAAUCGAAAAAAAACAGAAUGGAUCAUUGUUCUGUUUCUUCAAUCAAAUACACAGAACAUCGCAAUCAAACCAAGCUCCUUUCACCACCGUUAAAUGUCAAAGUCGAAAACCAACCAGAAAUGAAGCCUCGCAUUGUUCGGAUAUCAGUUACUGAUGCUGACGCCACUGAUUCCUCCAGCGACGAAGACGAAGAACAAACAACCCGAAGAGUCAAGAAAUUCGUGAACGAGAUAACUAUCGGUUCAUCAUCAUGUCCCGCCCAAAACGACGCUGCUUUCAGAAGUAAAUCGUCGACUUUGUCCAGGAAUUCUCGAAAAAGGCCGGCGGCUGUUUCUGUAGCAAAAGCGUCCUCCGCUAAGGUAUUACCAGCCGGGAAGAAAUUCAGAGGAGUAAGGCAACGGCCUUGGGGAAAAUGGGCGGCUGAGAUCAGGGACCCGCUAAGGCGUGUACGGUUAUGGUUGGGUACCUAUGACACCGCCGAAGAAGCAGCAAUGGUGUACGACAACGCGGCUAUUCAGCUGCGUGGUCCCGACGCGCUCACUAACUUUACCACUCCCCAGCAAAAAUCACUGCAAGACAAAAACAGUCAAAAGCCGUUAUCCAGCUCAGAGUACAACUCCGUGGAAGAAUCCCACACCACCACCACCAAUAUUUGCUCCCCAACCUCCGUUCUUCGUUGUCCUUCGCUUUCGACCGACGAAGUCGAUUCGCCGCAAAGCGUCAAAGAAUCUCGAGAAAUCGAGAGCGAACCUCGGGAGGAUUCUUGCUGCAUAUCCAGAGAACACGUGUCGGAUUUCUCCAGCAACCCAUUCUCUAUUCCAAGUGACAUAUUUAGUUCAGUACCGGAUUUGUUCGACGACGAUACGAGUUUUUUGAAAGAUGAUUUCGAUAAUGGAUUUUUUAGUUCGUGUGAGGAUUUCGAGUUCGAAUUUGGUGGAGGCUUCUCCAGUUGGCAACAUGUCGAUGAUCACUUCCAAGAUAUCGGGGAUUUGUUCGGGGCGGAUUCUAUUUUAGCCAUUUGAGAGAGUGGUCCUUCCUUUUUCUCGUUUAAUGCCAGUUUUGCGGCAAGUUUUGUAUCGGCGGGAACUGAAAAUAUCGGCAAUUUUUUUCUUCUCUUUGUUUAAUUAAUAUUGUUAUGAGUGAAGUUAAGAAUAUUAAACAUAUCCGUCACAGUAACGGUGACGGACGAGUUUGGGUACGUGUUUUAUGCUGUAUCAUGCUUAUAUGUUUGUUUUCGUGAAGGCACGUGAUAAGAACAUUUCAAAAGGCUAAGUUGUUUUAUUUUAUAUUUUUUUCUUAAUAAUAUGGGAAAAGGUUUUUUUUACCUUA
Gossypium raimondii (Peruvian cotton) is the source of this 2033-nucleotide messenger RNA. RefSeq names its product ethylene-responsive transcription factor CRF2. Lineage: Eukaryota; Viridiplantae; Streptophyta; Magnoliopsida; Malvales; Malvaceae. The transcript has a single exon. Gene Ontology annotation, molecular function: DNA binding; DNA-binding transcription factor activity. The record is from RefSeq and is a predicted model, not a curated record. Gene Ontology annotation, biological process: regulation of DNA-templated transcription. Bases 722 to 1726 code for a protein of 334 amino acids.